CCCGGCCCGGCCGUGCCCGCCCCGUACCGGCACCCGCCCGGGAGUGCGUCUGCGGUGCCGCGGGUUGCUGUGAGGACGGGGCGCUGCAGGUGGGCUCUGAGCCCGCCCUGUCGCUCUCCGCCGGGGCGGGCUAAUUCCAAGUAACCUGUGUGCACAGCUGAAAGCCUCAGGAGGAGCUCAGCAGGAUGAAGCCUGUCAUUGUGGUGCAUGGUGGAGCUGGCCGGAUCUUUAAAGAGCGAGAAGAGGGAAGUCGUGCUGGUGUUGUCAGAGCUGCGCUCCGAGGUUAUGGCAUCCUGAAACAGGGAGGCAGCGCAUUGGAUGCAGUUGAGGAGGCAGUGCGAUCAAUGGAAGAUGAUCCUCAUUUUAAUGCAGGCUGUGGAUCUGUUCUAAAUGAAAAAGGUGAAGUUGAAAUGGAUGCCAUUAUCAUGGAUGGAAAAAAUUUAGACUCUGGAGCAGUGGCUGCAGUUAAAUGUAUAGCAAACCCAAUAAAACUUGCUCGACUUGUCAUGGAAAAGACGAAGCACAUGCUGCUGACUGACCAUGGUGCACGCCUGUUUGCUCAGGCCAUGGGUGUUCCUGAGACUCCAGGGGAGAAACUCAUAACCCAGAGAUCCCGAGAGAGAUGGAAGAAGAACCUCGAGCCAGAUUCCAAUCCUGAAGAGUUUCAGAAGGACCUUGGAACAGUCGGUGCUGUUGCUAUAGACUGUGAAGGAAAUGUAGCUUGUGCAACAUCCACUGGAGGACUCUCUAAUAAACUGAUUGGCCGUGUUGGUGACACAGCAUGCAUAGGAAGUGGAGGUUAUGCUGAUAACCGUUCUGGUGCAGCUUCAACCACAGGACAUGGGGAGAGCAUUAUGAAAGUGGUCUUAGCCCGACUGAUCCUCCAUCACGUCGAGCAAGGAAUGUCACCAGAGAUGGCUGCUGACACUGCGUUAGACUACAUGAAGACUCGAGUUGGGGGCCUGGGGGGUGUCAUUGUUGUUAAUAGUUCAGGAGAAUGGGCAGCAAGGUUCUCCACCAAGCAGAUGUCCUGGGCUACUGUAAAGGAUGACCAGCUGCAUUAUGGGAUUUAUGCUGGGGAAAGGCAUACGAAAUCUGUUGAUGAAGCACUUAUAUCUGAAAGCGGGUGAUUCUGAGAAUGAAGAAACUGGCUGAGGAAGAGUAAGAUCUCCAGCUUUUGCUGAAGGACAAUGACAGUUGAUGUAAUGUUUCUGAAAGAUCUGUACCCUUUUGUUUGAUUCACAGCCAUUGGCGCAUUUACAGUUAGAAUUAAAUCUGGACAUAGUCCUUCAGUGGUCAUGGAGAUGUGUAUAGUGUUUAGUAAUACCUUUGGGAAGUCAGGAGAUCUGCUUUUCUAGAUAAGAAAGAGAAUGAUCAGUAGGCUUCUUGGUUUGCCUUAUUGCACUAAAGGGAGCCUUGAGUUUCAGUAUUACAGGAACUUCUUUGCAUGCCCAUUCUCAAUGACUGCUGCCAGGAUGAUUUGCGAGAUUAAUGCUUAUUAAUUAACAACUGAAUUUUGAAAAUUGCAAUGCGCUCCAGAGUCUUUUGAGCAGUCAUCCAAUGAUAACAAGAUGAUAACGGUCAGUUGAAAUACCACCAAAAAGCAGUGAACAGUUAAGACUACGUCAUUGUCACAGGCUUGAGGUAAAUGUCAGGGGAAAUAAUAAUAAAUAAUAAGUAGACAGAAUAAUAAUAAUACUAAUAAGUAAAGAGAAUAUUUUUUUUCCAGAGAUGGGAAAUGUGAUGCUUUCUAAGGAGUGACCUACUCCAUGCUUUGUUCCAUGGUUUAACAGCUGUUGCAAAUGACAGUGUGGACAGUGAUGGUUCAAGAGUAUAUGGCUCAUGCAAAACGUAACCAUGUGGUGUACUGUGUUCCACAGGAGAUCAUGUAGGAAAUGGCUACUGCCUGAUCAUCAGGAGUUCGUGAAACAAUGGCAGUAUUUAGGAUGUGCUUAUCUGUAGAGAAGUGGUCUCACUGAGUAAAAAUUAACUUGUAUCCCCCUCUGAGCACGAAAUACCAGUCUUACAGGGCCAGGUUGUUGACUGGCAGAAAAAGGAGUAUAGUCUUAGCUUCAUCAUCAAGAAUAACAAGCCACCCAGGUUUUUGUGGUCAAGGAUCAGCUUUGUUUACCUCACCUGUCCCUAGUGCAAGAUCAAAUUCAGGACAGGCAAUAGUAAAUAUGAUCUCCACAAGUUCUUCCAAAUUUCACUUUGCAGCAUUGUUUUCAUGGAAUGGAUUCUUUUUCAUUAAAAAAAUCAUUGAGCAAACUUGAAGGAUGCUUUUUGGAGCUAAAUGGUGAUGCAUAGGGGUGGAUGUAGGCUGUACACAAAGAAGGAGAAUACAAAUAUCUUGGUUUAUGCUUGCUUUAUCAGAUUAAAGAGUAUAGAGGGCACGUUCCUAGUAACUGUUCCUUUGCGUGGAGCAGCUGGAGGGAGGAACAUUUAAGCUACUGCGACCGACACCUGGUGUAUGGCCUUUGUGGAGCUCUGGUUUUGCUACGUGCCCUCAGUGGAUGUGAGCCCGUUCGGUCCCGCUCCAAGGUGAGCAGAACCCCAGUGCUGGUUGGUGCAGCAGCGAGCGUUCAGUAACGUUCCCGAUGGGUGGGUUGGCACCAGGCUCACCCAGACAGUUGGCUCGUGGUUAGCUUUGAGCAAGCUCACAUCUGCCCAGGAGGUACUGUCGGCCACAGUAGCAGUGCAGAUAUCAUCUCAGGGCUUUCAGAAGGAACAGUAAAUGGUUACCGUGCUUAAUUCACCUCAGUUGUUCUCCAGGAUACCAUGUAAUAAAUUGCUGGCACUUAACAUGAGAGCAUUAUCCUACAUAGGUUCCUCUAUCGCUUAUCACCAGACUAGCUGGGCACCUUCCAGCAGUGCAUUAGGCAGCGUGGCUACCAUCUGCUCUGUAUGACUUGCUCUGUCUCACCCGCUCCUUGGUAGCAUGUUCUAUGUUCCUUUCUUGGGAAAAAGUACCUGGUUUUUAAAAACACAUGUAGUGUUGUGCCUUUCCUGUUCCGGCAGGGCUGGGAAUGGGGAGCUGUGCCUCGCACGUGGAUUGACCAUGUUUGACAGUCCUCAGGCUGGAGUUUGCUCCGGGGUUGGAAUGAUGGUGGUUCAGGCAAAGCAGCCAGGGCUCCCUCCUUCCCUCCCAGCCUGUGGGCCCAGCCCACGCUCCACAGAAACCUGUGUGGUUCCCCCGCCCCGCACUCUGCUGGGACAGUGCUCCCUUUCGCAUAAGGGGGGGUGAUAGCAAGUGGUGGGGGGGGGCAGACCCAACUUGGAGAGAAGCUGGAGAACUGAGGAUGAAACGGUUGUUUUCCUCCCUCUCUCUUUGCCCUUUCUGCUGGAACAGGAUGGGACUUCUGAUGAUAUGAGAAGUAGUGCUAUGCAACACCAGCAACCUAAUGUUUUCAUGUGCUUACAUGUCCCCUGACCUUUCUGAAUACUGAGGAACUACCCUUUAUGAGGACUUUAAGGUUUACCAGCUUUUAUAAGAGUAGUUGAAAGAGGCUGAACUCCAGGGAGAUCCCAGAGGCAGGACAGGCAGUUGUGUGCCACAGCCGUGACUGGCCGGAAAUGAACUUCUCCAAAUGGCGCUGACCUGGAUAUCAAAGAAGGAAAUUAGAGGUCUCUUGCCAAGAAACUGAGUGUCCUUGGCACGUAGCAAAGCAGCAAGAGAGUUUUAAUUAUGUAAUUAACGUGUAGCAUCCCGUUAUUUUCUAUCAUUUAGAAAGCCAGUGGUGGCUGCUGCCGGUUCCCUCCCGCCCCGUGGAGGGGCCCGUGGCCCGCGCUGGGCACCCACUGGGGCAGCAGCUUCGCUCGUGUACCCGUAGUUCUGUGUGGGUUUCCCUUCUUAAUCUUUGCAAGUUACAAGUAAUUAAAAGUUGUUCCAUGGGACAUCAGUGUUUGGAAAUUUGGGGUUAUUUUUUUUCAGUGUUGUGCUUUGUGCUGCGGUUUAGCUCCGUGUCUCUGGGGUGCUUGUCACUCACUUUGAGAUCUGGCCUGGCAAAGUUUAAUGGCAUUUGCUGUUUCGCUUCUUUCUCUUCUGGUCUGCUUUUCCUUUGAUAUGCUCUGAUAAAUAUUUGCUGUGGGAGAGAUUUCCACCGUGGUUGCGUCAGUACAAAUGAAGAGCAGAGUCGCUGCGCUCCGUGAUUCCCCUCCAGGAGGUGACACAGGUGGGCUCUGCCAGGAGGAGAACAGCCUCUGCUGGGAGGGAGAGCCUGCGGCCGGGGGUGGCUGGGCCAGGCUGGGCUCUGGGCUCCAGCAGUGUCAGGGUGAAGACGGUGCCCGGGGAAAUGGUGAAAUAAAGAAGCAUCAAAUGGUUCACAUAAAAGAAUACUGAGGUCGCACAGACUGGGGGAGCAGAGAGUCACUGUGGUUUAGAGGUGUAAACCACAAAGGAGGGGAAUCUCAUUUUCCUUUCUGUGCAGUCCUUAACGCUCGGUUUGCUGGGGGCAUGUAGCUACCCCACAACCUUUGUGCAAUUGAGUUUGCCAGAUCUGGUCACAUGUGCUUUAACUUCAAUUAUUUCUAACGUUCUGUCCUUUUGACCUUUAAAAUUCUCCUUGGUUGGAGUGAGACUUGUUUGCUUGCGGCUCCUCCCCGAGUCCUUUUCUGGGGUUACGAUGCCACCUGCACGGGCUUUAGCUCCAGCCCUGCACUUCUGCCCCUUUACUGCUAGGGCUUUCCUCCACCUUGAGCCGUGUCGAUGUGUGGUAGCACGGAGCUUAUGAAAUGCUGUGCUGCGUCCGGGCUGCCCGGCUCUGCCCGGCGCUCGGCAGCACGGCAGGCUGCCUGCUGAGCAACCCGGCUGCCCGACAGCAUCGCCCCCUCACCUCUGCCUCCCCACCAAGAAUAGUGCCUGUUUCCAGCUUUGUCUAGGUUUGGGUGUAGCUGCCACUUGCCUGCCGCAGCCUGUGCUAACAACUGUAUUACGGCAGCACCGCGAGGGCUGACUAAUAGGGGAGACAAAGCCCAGGGCUGUUAGAGGUGCUGGGCUCAUUUCUGCAGGUAAUAAUGACUGUAAAAAACACGUACCAAUAAAUAUGGACCCUAUUGUUUUAACACUUGCUUUUCCUUGGCAGUUUCAAAUUGUCCACUCAUAAGCGGUUUCUAGAAUAGUUCACAAACUGCUUCUCUUUUGGGCUGGAAAAGUGCAGGAUUUGCUGGUCUGUGGCAACUCUCAUCCUCUGUACGUGGAACUUUUUUCCUGCAUGGAAGGGAGAUACAGCCAGGAUUUCUCUCCUUUCCUAUAUCGCAGAAGAUAAUUUGUCAUGUUGUUGGUUGGGUGGGGUUUUUAUUGGUUUGGUUUGGUUUUUCUAUUUUGAUUUAAAAAAAAAAAAGCUGGAAAAGGUUAUUGUAGCUUCAUUCAGGUGUUUUUACCUACCUUUUGUCUCACCUCAGGUAACCCUUCUGAGAUCCUUGGGAAUGAGUGCAGCUCAGCUGAGCCUCUAGUAAGAUAAUCACUCAAAAACGAGGCUAUUAGGGAAAAUGACUGGAAUGUGAAACCCAGCACGUUUUCAAGUAUUCUAAGCAUUAAGGAAUCACAAUUACUGCCUAGUCUUACUUCCUAAAUAAACAGGCCAUAGGUCCUUCUCUCUGAUUCUGCAUUAAGCAAAUUACUUCUGUUGAAGUCUGGUCAGUUCCUGCCACAGACAGAAUGAGAAUGAAGAUGCUCUUUGAGAGAAAAAAACGGAACCAUUUUUUAGAUAAUUCUGUUUUAACACAUUUAAGAGAAAAGAAAGAGGAAGGAAAAAAAGAAGGUAUGAUGGUGGCAGAUGCCCCGGUGGCUUCUGUGCUGGAAGUCUCCAUGGGGCGAGGGCGGCUGCUAGCAAAUAGACUUGCCAUUUCAGAUCUGAAGAUGCAUGGCGUGUAUUUUCCUGGAGACAAACCUCCAGAAGUCCUGCAUGUAGCGGUAAUAUUUAUACAAUUCAGGUCUUCAGAGAAGCACACAGAAGCUGUGAACUGAUCUGCACCACUCUUCAGUGGAGUUUAUUAUAUUUGAACUGGUUUAUCUCCAGUGAGCAUGCAGGGAGAUUAAACGCUACUCUGGAGCCACAAAACACAUCUGAGGCAGGGCCAAGUUUAGAAUAUUGAUUUCUGGCCUCCGCAGUCCCAGACUCCGUUCACUACAUUAUGUUGUUUUUACAGGUAGCGUUUAGACAAAUAGAUCUUGACAUAUCAAAAGCUCAGUAGCCUCUCAGUAAAUUGAGCAGGGCUUUAGCUGUUCGAUUCCUGUGAUUUGUGCGUGCCUCACGCUCGGUCCUGGUGAUCUCAGUAGCUCGUGUGUGUUUGCAGUGAAACCCACUUGUAUCCUGAAGCAGACUGGACUGUGUUUUUCUCUUAGACUAGAAAUAAGCCUAAUUAUGAUACGUGUUUUUUCUUGUCAGAUUUAGAUCUGCAAAUACCUUACUUUAAAGAAAUUCUGCUUCAGUCCUCUUUGAAAAAAACCCCGAAACACAUUGGUGGAGAUUCUCAGUCCGAACCAAUGGCAGCUGGUCACUUGCUCUGAUUUCUUGUUUGAGUAUGAAAUGAGAAAAAUGGGAACCCCCAGAGCCACUUUUCCACCUUUCUGAACUCCAGGUCUCUCAUCUGCAGCCAACAAAGGACCCUGCUCACCCUGGCCGAGCCUGCGUGAAGUCUGGCAGCCCUACAGACUGCACUGGCGUCUCAAACACGGCCAGUUAUCUAACAGCCUUCUCCACCCUUCUUUGUUACUCGAUGCACGAUGUCAUUUGUCAGAGCGCCAAUACUGGAGACAUGCUGAAUAUGUGAAUACCAAGGAAGUGGUUUCCUUAGCAAUAACAGGCAUGUGAAAGUCAAAACUUCCUUUCCUCCUCAUGUGACCUUUUUCAAAGCAAUUCAGCCCCUGGGACAAUAGGAGUGAAUUCCAGGCACCCGCAGUGUUCCUGCGCUGCCGGGCAAGGAUCUGCCAAACGGCCAACUUAUCUUACCUUUUUGUUAAGGUAACAUUCAUUUCUCCUUAGAUGUUCCCCACUAGGGAUUUGGUGUGUUUAUGUGCACGGCAUAGUGUUUCCUGAAAGCAAAAUGACCUAACACCAUAGAAACAAAUACACAGAAGGUAAGUCGUUUUCUUGCCAUUGGGGAACAAAACUUUUUUAAUGCAUAAAAUCCAAAGCCCUCUCUGUUAAGAGGAAAUAGGGGCGUGAAAACUCUUACCAGCGUGUUUUAAUGGCUGGGCCUCCCUCAUAGCAUUUUGCCUAUUUCAUAUAAGGUGAAAAUCACUCCUUAUGAGAAUUCCUAAGGAAAUAAAAAGAGAGAGAGGGAGAUGAUUUACAAAGGCAAACAAGUGGAAGAUGACAUUCAUCUCGCCCAUCCCGCACAGAAGUGCAGGAUCAGUCUUCUGUUGCUGUUUUUACCCCAAAUAUUUGGUACAGCCUUUCCUCAUCCGUAAGGAGACAGCAGCGAUACCCUGAAGUACUUACACAAAGCUGCCUGUCCAAGAAUCCUGAAGUAUUUUCUAAAAGCAGCCACUAAAUUUAAACCUGAGCUUCCUAUUGAGUUAGGGAACUAUUCUCCCCAUUUUUCCAGCUGGGGAGGUGAUACAGCAGGUAGUUGUGAAAAGGGCAGAGAAAAUGCUGGAAUGCUGGAAAUGGUAAUUUCAGCAUCCUUUCUGUACCGCGGCGUGUGAGAGACAGGUUUGGCUUUCAGGAGCUCAGGGAAGGCUCUGGUGCUGGAGUUCUCCCCAGCUCCGGUGUUUCUGGGCUGCCCGCACACAGCCCCCCUCUCGCUGCCCUCCUGCCCACCCGCAAGGCCUGCGUUCAAGUCCCUGGUAAUUAGCAGAGAAGGGAUUCUCCAGUUCUCAGGGAUCGCUGCCUAUCAUCUUGGUUUUUGUCACACAUCUGUGGUUUGCUUGGCUUUUUUUUUUCCCCUUGAUUUCAGCAUUUUAAACUCUAGAGGACCAGAAGUUUUCAGAAGUGGACUGUGCAAUGUGGAUAGCCAAGUCUGGAGCUGGUUCCACCAGGCAGGAGAAUAAAUUUGACAGGAGCCGGUUCCUCUGCAGCUUUCUGUGAAUCUGGGGAAGGGAUGUACCAUGGAUUUGGAGUCUUAAUGUCUGGAGGAAAAUAGGCAAGCCAUCUGCUCCCACAGGCGCCGGCACAUCGGUGCUUUGUGCCAGUUACACCAAGGCAAACCUUACUGUCUGGCCAAGCGUUCAUGUCCAAGAGUGUGUAAGCACCUGCGGGGAGUUGCUGUAUGAGAUCCCACUCCGCUCUUGGCAAAAUGUCACACCAAGCCUGUUCACAUUUAGUGCCAGGAGCUAUGCAAACACUGUGCAGUGUUCCUGUGGUUUCUGACGGUGGACUAUCGCUUGGCUAAGAAUUUCAGAGUUUGCCGUGUUAUCAGGCACUUCCCGAGGAUCAGAUGCUGCAGGGAAUCUCUUAACCUGGAGGAGCAGCCCUGAGAGGUGUCCCUGCUCAAGGGGGUUCCUGGCAUGCAGCUGCUGCUCCACGGGAGAGUUCCAGUGACUCUGGGGCUGUUCUGGGGGGUGAGAUGAUUGACACAUUUGCAUAUUGGCCAUAGUACCAGUAUUGUGGUUAGGUGGGUGCAUUGCGCAACUUAGCCCUCGGCUGUUGUGUUGUUAUCUGUCUCCCUGAAAGCACCUUUGAGCCCCGGAUGCCGCCAUCACGAGUAGAUGCCCCCACUACGACCACCACGCGUGGUUAUCACUUGGGCAGAGUUACAGGAGACGAAGCUCAGGGUGGUGCCCAGGGGGUGGUGGGCCCACCGUCACGCAGCUCUGGCUGACACCUCAGCUCCCUCAGACACCACCGGCCUCCACCAUCUGGGCGUCUUGGCGUCGGCACACAAGGUGUUCGAACGCAUCUCAAAGGCCGGGGGUCUGCAGCAGGCUGGCCGUGGGGAGAGCGCAGGGCACCGACCACCCCAGACUCCAGGACGAAGCACAGACUGGUGCAAAAAACACAAGAGCAGCAAAAAAAAAUAAAAAAAAAAAAAGCGAGAGAUGAGAGAGGACUCUGCCUGGGGCUUGGAGUCUCAGAGGAGCAGAGAUGGCAAGGGAGACUGGCACCAAGCUGCCUGCGUCUGGCUACAGCAUUAACUGCUGGGGAUCUGGGAAUCGUUUUCCUGUCAAGGACUAAUUUGAACAUACAGGCUCAGCACAUUAUAAUUACCCAGCACAGAGCAGGCUACAAGAUGUGUGUCGUGCUGUGGGACCAGGCACUAUUUCCAGCCAUCCCACAGAAAUGUCAAUAGGAUGAUACUCUUGACUACAUGUUGCUAAUUAAUAGUUUUUUUCAUCCUGAUGUCCUUUGUUCAUGUUAAGACAGGUUUUAUUUCUCUUUAUGUGUCAUUUAGCUCAAUAAAUCUAUUUGAAAAA
Messenger RNA from Calidris pugnax (ruff), 9355 nucleotides. It is a transcript of the gene ASRGL1, whose product is annotated as asparaginase like 1. Lineage: Eukaryota; Metazoa; Chordata; Aves; Charadriiformes; Scolopacidae. The transcript has 7 exons. The coding region runs from base 186 to 1130 and encodes 314 amino acids. The record is from RefSeq and is a predicted model, not a curated record. Gene Ontology annotation, molecular function: asparaginase activity.